AUGGAGAAGCAUGGAGUCAGGUUAAGCACCCUCAGGGACUGCUUUGAGUUCCUGCAGUGGUUGCAUAGCGGGGGAGGAAAAAAGAUGCAAGACAAGGUGGCCAGAGAACUGGUGACGCGUUAUGGAAAUUCUUAUAAUCGUAUUUUGUUUACGGGCCAACUGCCACAUGCUGUCUCCGAAUUCCUCUGGAACGUGUCCACGUUCUAUACGAGAUUAUGCAAAGUUCCAGCUGCCGGACAAUAUGGCACAAUAAACGCAGAACAAAUCGUCCACGCCCUUCUAGAGUGUAUGCCCAAGUUCCUCGCCGCUUUGUAUUUUUUGCUCUACAAUGUGGAUAGAUGGUUCGAAGCAGUGGGAGGAGGGAAGUGGAGGUAUAAUUAUCCUGGGUGGGAGACUACUUGGGUGAGAUAUCUGUGGGAUAGAGAGUGGGGUGGUGAACUGCAGAAUUAUCUCAGGGCGUCCGGAUCUUAUCAGUUCGACGUUAUUCCAGGUGGAUUCGGCCCCGGAGAGGUGACGUAUGGUUAUGACUAUGGUUCUCGCUAUGGUUACUGGUACGGUGAGAGCAUGGUAGAUGACCUACAGAAGAUUUUGUACAAACAUAAUGAUAAGUACAAUUAUUUCCGGGACGUAUUUUUUACAACAGUCAUUUCUAAAUCCGGCUUACAGAAAUCGAACACUGCGAACGUUCUUGCAUUGGUGAAAACGUUUUGCCAAAUCGUAAUUGCGGAAAAGAACCCUGAUGGUGGAAGCUUGAAAGCAGCUUUGGAAAAGGAGCUUAAAAGUAGCAAAAAAUGCAUAGAUUGGGAAGAAUUAAAACAGCAUUGCAAAACUCUUGAGCAGCAACUUGGCAAGUUGUUCAAUAUCGAAGGCUUUUCCUUCACCGGCCAGGCGCGGCGUGUUGAUGAGCUUAACACUGAUACAUUUGCGGGGGAGACAGCGGAAUGGUUUAGAAAUAAUUUGCACGAAGUUCAACAUAAUGUGAAACAAAUAGAUACAAAAUUCCCAGUCGACAACACUCGACAUUUGAAUUAUCUUCAGCAAUUUGCAACCAAAAACAUAUUCCCCUACGGUUUUAUAUUUGGUAAAGACAGAUAUGGAACGCUGGGAGACGCGUGGAAGACGUUGUCAGAUCAUUGGCCCGGUGUCAUAGAUAUGCUUGGCAAAAAUGGUGGCGGCUUAGCGGAGUUAAAAAGAAUUCUGGAUGGUGGACGGUGCCGUCCGCCGGCUCCCCCUCCCAAACCCCGACCUAGGCCGGCGCCUGCGCCCAGGCCCCCGAGGCCUGCCAGACCUGCGCCUACACAAGGGGCUUCCAGAACUUCGGCUGGAAUGACAACCGGUGCAAGGCAUCUUGGGGGUUCGUUGUCUCGUGGGAGUCAGGGUUCUGGUGCUAGAGGAGUGGGAGGGCAUAACCGUAGAAGCAUGAUCCAAGUUAGAGGAGGGGGGCAAAACAGUGGAAAGGCACGGGGGACCACAAGAAAUGGAAGACACCACUCAGGGCCUCGAGGUGCUUCAGGAGCCAGGGGCGCACAGAGAAGCAGUGUUCCAGGGCAUACGGGAUCUACUAAGCCCCAACCCUUACAAUCUCAAAAUGAUUCCCAGCGUCAUUCCCAACAACCUCCACUUGUUGCCUCCAGUGCUCCUGGAGACCCUGCCAUCCCUAUUCAGCCAGGGGGCCCGGGUCCAAUUUCAACAGACAGUGUUACUCCAGGUACACGGACUACUUCAUCUCCACAAGAUGUUCUUACUCAGACUCCGAGUGUCUCAGGUUCAAACACUGGGUCAGAUGGUGUCCAGGGGACUGGCCAACAUGGUGGUGGAGGAGCCGGGCCACCAGGUGGUGGGCACAGUGUUGGUCAAACACAGACUCCGUCUAAUAAUGUUAAAAAGUGUGAUGGUGUAUCCAUGUCUAUGAAUGGAAAGUCAGUGUGUUAUAGGCAGCCUACGAUUCCUAAGCCAACUAGGCCAUCCACCCUUUACCUUCCGUCCGAUGUUGAGGAGAAGAUUAAAAAAGCGGAUGUAGCGUAUCGCAAAAAGGAAGAAGAGGAACAGCGCAAAAUGAAAGAGGAGAGGGAUAGGAGGCGUCAGCAGAUGUAUGAUCAAUAUGAGAGUGAAUUGCGUCAAAUACAGCAGGCGCAAUUGUUGUCCGUUGAGGGCUUUAAUGUUAGCGAUGCGAUGGAUGGGAACGCUUUGCCGGACGUCUCCGCCCUUGUAGCGCAGAAACAAAAGGAGGCGGAGGAGAGAUCUAUAAGGCGUAAUAUUCAAUUUCUGCAAACAAUUCAAGAUGAUAUUAACAAUAAUCCUAAUAGUAAUGAUGCCGAUUCGGUGUUCAUGUCAGGCACUCCAAUCUCAGAGCCUGCCGCCCUGGUAGGGAGACCCGUGAAACAGACUCCAAACCACGGCCAGGCGGAAACAGAUGCUCACAAACAGCUACAGCCGAAUUCAAGUAUAGUCGUGGGUGAUAAGGUUUUGCCAACCCGCAAGCGUGCCAAGCCCCUUCUGCCAGUCCCCCCUGUUGGUGUCCCGAUGGGCCACCCAAUAGAGCCGACGAAACCCGCUCAGCCUCUUCCAAAGCCGCAACCCAAGAAAAUACGUCCAACAUUUCAUGAUACACCGAAAAAUAUUGUUUUACCUAAAUACAAGCAUCCUCUGAAGAGUCAUCCCGUCACUACCCGAUCCAUUCCAACAGCGCACAUUGACGACAAUUACCUUUCCAAAAUGUUGGAAGUUGCUGGUGACGAAGUAACAAGCUCACCCAUAAGCAUCCCAGCUGCGGAGGUACCAGAAGACCCUAGGCUAAAAAGGUUUCCAACUGUUCCGCUCGAAGGGGAGCCUAUUGCAGACCGCAAUGCACAAUCUGUCUCUAUGCCCCCAGUGGAGUUAGAACCCGCACCGCCGCCUCUACCCAUUGAAUUAGACAUUAAAAAAACAUACUAUCCCGAACUACUUUACCAGAAUGAUGAGCGGAGAAGUGUGCCCCUACCAUCGGUUGCGCUUCCUCCAGCCAUGCCGGAUGAUAUGUAUCUUGGUGUCCCACCUGAUGGACCACACUUGCCAACUAUCCAGGACAUUGCAGUUUUUGCUGAUCCCUAUCAAUGCCGCAACCCCUGGUACGUUUCCGAUUCCUCCUCCACUACCGUCACUCCACCCCCCUCCCCGCCCCCAAACUCCGACCACCUGCCCGUGCCCAACACAGUCAGGGAAAUGCUCCACUGGAUGGUUGGAUUGAAUCAAUAUGGGUAUGUUGCGAUUAUUAAAAAGCAUAUUGAAGACCUUUUGAGGGAGCUUAACGAGGAUGCCUCACAGCUCUCAGAUGCCCUCGAGGUCACUGGGGAUCCCACUCAGCUGACCGCUUCCCAUAUCUCCAACACUCUGACACAGGCGUGUCUCUACUCUGCCAGCGUUCUCCACAGGAUUAGGUAUAAAGACAUUUCGACAGCUGUUUCAACCCUUGACUUCAGCUCAGAAUAUUCCAAGCUUUAUUAUGCCUCGGACCCCGCCUGCCUCCUCUGCCAGCUGCGGGACUACGUCUACGCCUGCUAUCACCAGCUGGCGUUCCUGAGGUCACAGUGUUCUCGAGGGGAAUCUGAUGGUGGCUGGCAGGAUUAUAAGCGGACGCCGCGCACCGCCGGGGAGCUUGCCUCGUUCUUCCACAAUUUCGGGAAUGAGCUUCAUGAUGUGUCUCUCAAGUUGUCUCCACUGGGCUCCGCCCUCUCCGAGCCACAUCGACACUGCCCCGACUGGGACCACCUUGCUGCCGACGACCUCAAUGCCAUCCAGUACAUCCGGGGCCCCGCCCCUCCCACCUCCAACCACGACAAGGACCAUCCCAAGACCCUGUCCGCAAUAAUUGGCUGCGGCAUCGAUAAUGUCGACUGCCCACAACUCAUGAAGACCAUCACCUACCGGGCCUACGCCCUGUACUCUCCGACCUUCGCCCAUACCUACCUCAGCUGGACUGUCUAUCUGCCCGACAGACUGUGGGAGUCACUGACCAAGCUGCACUGUGAUCUCGAGGAACUUCAAUGUCACGCCGCCAAGCCCAAGCCCCUCCACCAGUGUGACAAGGCGCUGCCCCUCCUCUACACUCACGGCCUCACCCCGCCGGACGGGACACUGCAGCCUUCACUCACGUGUUCACAGUUCAUCGCCAAGUUGGAGGCAGUGGUCGCCGGACAGCCUAUCGCAAGCCUCAUGACCGCCAUGGACCUUUUCCUUUACGGCAUCCGGGAGCCCUUCCUCUUCACCAUCGUCGCACUCUGGCUCACCGCCACGCUCUACAUCCUCCACUCACUCCUCUACCGCAUCGACGUCCUACGCAUCCGCUCGCACCUCCUCACCACCAGGGCCUCCCACCUCAUCGACGUCAAGGCGCUGCUCGCCGGCAGCCGCAGGAUGCUAUCACUCUACAAGGACGUCGAUUACUUCGACGACGACUUUCACUCAUCAUAG
Babesia ovata is the source of this 4449-nucleotide messenger RNA. RefSeq names its product Chitin bind 4 domain containing protein. Lineage: Eukaryota; Apicomplexa; Aconoidasida; Piroplasmida; Babesiidae. The transcript has 2 exons. Bases 1 to 4449 code for a protein of 1482 amino acids. The record is from RefSeq and is a predicted model, not a curated record.